Hibiscus syriacus is the source of this 1566-nucleotide messenger RNA. RefSeq lists its product as uncharacterized. The transcript has 2 exons. Bases 73 to 1353 code for a protein of 426 amino acids. NCBI's taxonomy places the organism in Eukaryota, Viridiplantae, Streptophyta, Magnoliopsida, Malvales, Malvaceae. The record is from RefSeq and is a predicted model, not a curated record.
GAUGAUUCUUCCAUCCAACCUUUUCUCCUAACUUGAAAACCCAGAACAAAAAGAAAGAAAGAAACUGUAGAUAUGAAAGGUCGAUCUUCAAGGCACGAACCAAAAGAAAGAAUGGAAAUUGAUAAGAUUAGUAAACUCAAAGAAGAGCCUCGUCUAUCUGGUGCUUAUAUCCGUAACCUUGUUAAACAACUCACCACUUCCAGAACCAAAAACCACCUCAUCAACCUCCCCAAAGAACCCGACGACGGUUUCGAUGGCCAGAACUCGGCCAAAUUCGGUGAAGGUUUUAAUGAAACACCGCCACAGACGACCCAGCAACAACCCCAGCCACCACCUCAACAACAUAAGAAGCAGGUGAGGAGGAGACUUCACACCAGCAGGCCUUACCAAGAAAGGCUGCUUAAUAUGGCUGAGGCUAGGAGAGAAAUUGUCACCGCACUCAAGUUCCAUAGAGCUUCCAUGAAACAUGCAAAUGAUCAGCAGAACCAACAACAGCGGCUGCAGCAUGAGCAGCAAUUGUUGUCCCAUACUACCUCUAAUCUUUCAUCUCCACCACCACCACCUUUUGAACAAGAACCUAAGACUAAGUCUAGGAGAAAUCCUAGGAUAUACCCAUCAAGCACCACAAACAGCUUGUCUAGUUAUAAUUUAGACAGUUUUUCAUCUUUCUCUCAACAUUACCCUCAUCCUACACCUGCUCCUGCAAAUCCAUAUUCUUGGCCUGCUCCUCAUCAGACUUGUUUUCCGUCUCCCACAGAUGCUAUCAACUUCACUCUGCCAAACCAAACCUUAGGCCUAAACCUUAACUUUCAAGAUUUCAACACCAUAGACACCAGCCUUUACCAUAACAACGACAACCCAUCAAUCUAUUCAUCAUCAUCUCCAUCGUGUUCGUCCUCGCCGACUCUCUCGGUUGUAACCGAAGAAGUUCCUUCGGUUGCACUAUCAUCACAUGAAGUGCGGACAGGAGCUAUGGCGGCUGAUCUAACUAAAUCCUACGGUGGGGAAGGACUGCAUCAAGCUAUGGAUGAUGAGGAAAUGGCGGAGAUCAGAUCAUUAGGAGAACAGCAUCAGAUGGAGUGGGAUGACACCGUGAAUUUGGUAACAUCAGCAUGGUGGUUCAAGUUCUUGAAGACUAUGGAACUGGGGGCACCUGAAGUGAAAGCUGAGGAGGAGGAUGGCUAUCAACCAUUUGAUCAAGUGAUGGAAUUCCCUGCCUGGUUGAAUGCAAAUGACGCCUGCUUGCAACACCAUUUCACUGAUAUUUGCCCUGAUGACUACUUCCAGGAUUCUGCCUUACCUUGCAUGGACAUUGGAGAAAUUGAAGGAAUAGAUGGGGAAUGGCUGGCUUAACAAGGAUUGAUUGUGUUUUUUAAUUAAUCAAACCCUUGGCAAUUUAUGUCCCCUUUGUUUGCAUCUUUAAGUCCUUUCGCCCCUACUUUUUUAAGCACUGCUAUCUCUAGAAAUUUAAAUAACAGGCUUGCACAUGUGGAAGGUCAACACGCAUUGCAGGUCAUUCGGGAAAAUAAUAUUACUAUGUAUCCAGCGAGAGGAGUUUGUUUUCUC